Messenger RNA from Microbotryum saponariae, 2463 nucleotides. The record is from the annotation of a GenBank genome assembly. NCBI's taxonomy places the organism in Eukaryota, Fungi, Basidiomycota, Microbotryomycetes, Microbotryales, Microbotryaceae.
AUGGCCAGGAUCACCCGUGCCCACAAUGGCAUGAAGAAGAAGGGAGAGGCUGGUGCGGCCAAGAAUGUGAGUCGUCAUGGCCGGAGCGGUGCACUGUUUGUCAUGUCGUUGGCACACCACAUUCGCCGUCCCUCCAAGCCCGGAGCCAGCGCGUGUGCGAAGCUCAAGCCAGACCGCCCGAUGGAAACUGACCACGCUUGCCUGCUCUACUCGAUGAUAGUACAUCACGCGCAACCAAGCCAUCAAGAAGCUGCAGUGCACCUUGUCGGACUUCCGUCGCUUGUGCAUCCUCAAGGGUGAGCCUUCGUUCCAAUCGUUGGGUCGUCCGGUCCGCGGGCUGGCUGGCUGCGAAGGCGGUCUCGGCGCGGGGUCGAUCCUGCGCGAAGUGAUCGCUGACGAUCCAGACAUCACAUAACCCAUCUACUAGGCAUCUACCCUCGUGAACCCAGGUCGCGCAAAAAGGCCAACAAGGGCUCGACCACCCCGGCCUCGUUCUACUAUGCCAAGGACAUCCAAUACCUCUUGCAUGAGCCCGUGCUCGGCAAGCUGCGAGAGCACAAGGCUUUCGCGAAGAAGCUGUCGCGUGCGAUCGGGAGGGGGGAGUGGCACCUCGCCAAGAACUUGGAAGAUUCCAAGCCUGUGUACCGUCUGGAUCACAUUAUCAAAGAGCGGUGCGUUGACUUGCGUCAGGUGGGCUCGGGUUCCAUUCGUUCUGGAGGCGGUACUGACCUCCGCCGCGCUUCCCUCGUCGAGCUCAGGUACCCGACCUUCAUCGACUCGCUCCGAGACCUCGACGACGCCUUGUCCUUGAUCGUCUUGUUCGCUUCUUUGCCUGCGACGACGACGAUCCCGGCUUCCAUCAUCGCCAACUGCACCCAGCUCGCCGCGCAAUGGCAACUCUACGUGAUGCGCACCCGAUCGCUGCGCAAGGUCUUCCUCUCGAUCAAGGGCAUCUACUUUCAGGCCGAGGUUCAAGGCCAGACCGUCACAUGGCUCGUACCUUACAUGUUCACCCAGACCGUCAGUCUUGCUUCGAACUUGCAGCCAAGUGCUUGGGUAUCUGGCAGCUGAGACUCGAUUCGGUUCAUCUUCCCACAGAUCCCUUCCGAUCUCGACUACCGGAUCAUGCUCACGUUUCUCGAGCUGUACCAAACCUUGCUCGGUUUCGUCUUUUACAAGCUCUAUACCGACAUCAACCUCAUCUACCCGCCUAAGCUCGAUCAGGUGCUCGAUGAGCAUGGAGCCGGUAUCGGUGCGCUCUUGCUCGAGGAGAACGGCCACGGUUUGAUCGUCGUGCGAGAUGAUGCGGCGCAGGCAGCCGAGUCGACGGGCACCGAGAAGCGCAAGCCCAACGCCAAAGACGUCCGAAAGCAGAUCAAGCAGAUCGGUCUCGGUGGCAACGACGCUCAGCCCGCGCUCGAGGAUGACGAACAACGUGCCGCCGCUGCGGCUUCGAACGAUACCAGUGCCGCCCAAGAGCUCGACGUCUUCCCUUCGAACGGUGCCGGUGACGAGGCCUUGCAACCCGAGGCGACUUCGGCUGCGACCGGCCUCUUUGAAGGCUACUUCUUCUACCUCUCCCGCGAGGUGACUCGACCGACACUAGAGUUUGUCAUUCGCUCAUUCGGUGGUCAAGUUGGAUGGGAUGCCGUGCUCGGAGCUGGCUCGCCGUUCGAAGAGAACGACGCUCGCAUCACCCACCAUGUCGUCGAUCGACCGGUCGUCGCCGGCGCACCGCCGCGCUCGCACCCUGGAAAGCGAGCUUACAUCCAGCCCCAAUGGGUCGUCGACUGCAUCAACCGGAGGACGCUGUUGCCGACGGAUCAGUACGCACCCGGCCAGGUUUUGCCGCCCCAUUUGAGUCCCUUCGUCGAUGAGGACGAGGUUCGCGAACGAGGUGGUUACGUGCCGAUGGAGGCGAGGAGGAUUGGUGAAGCCGAUGUUGUCGACGCCGAUAUGGAUGCUGAGCAAGACGAGAACGAAGACGACGAUGAGGACGACGAAGAGGAUGACGACGAGGAUGAAGAGAUGGACGAGGACGAGGAAGUUGAGGAGGUUGCGAGCAAGGGCAAGAAGGGCAAGAAGCCGGCCCCUGCGCUCUUGGCGGCCGCCAAGGAUCCCAAGAACGCAGCGUUGCUUCACGCUGCUGAACUCGAGGCCGAGUCGAGGGGUAUCGAGCCGGCGCAGUUCGAGGCUGAACUCGCGAGCGAGACCAAGAAAGCCAAGAAGAACUCCGCUGGUCCGGGGGCCAAGGGUCCCAAGGCGCCUAAGAAGGUCUCGAGGAGCCAAGAGGAGCAGUUGGCGAGCAUCAUGCUGACGGGAAAGCAGAAGAAGCUCUACUCGAAGAUGGUCUACUCGAAGGACCGUCGCGCGGAGGAGACGGCCAAGUUGGUCGCGAGGAAGAAAGAGCUCGAGAAGAAGCAGCAGAAGAGGGGCACAAAGGGCGAUCAGGUCGGAUUGUGA